Messenger RNA from Paramuricea clavata, 1977 nucleotides. The record is from the annotation of a GenBank genome assembly. Lineage: Eukaryota; Metazoa; Cnidaria; Anthozoa; Malacalcyonacea; Plexauridae.
AUGUUUAUUACCUCAGACGCUGAGAUUUUAGACAUGGUAUUGGGGCAAAAACUUGAAUUUUCGCAAAAGCCCUUUCAAUUAUUUGUUCCUAAGGAGAGAACAUAUAAUCACAUACAAGCACAGGCAAUUGAGGUAGAAAUUGAAACUCUCCUUAAGAAAGGCGUCGUUGUUCUUACGGAACAUGAAAAGGGGGAAUAUAUUUCCCCUAUUUUUACAACAGCAAAAAAGGAUGGGUCAGCAAGAAUGAUCCUAAACCUCAAAUCUCUAAACAAGUUUAUCGAAUACAAACAUUUUAAAAUGGAGUCCUUCUCUACCAUUGUAAACAUGGUUAAGCCCAACUGCUUUAUGGCUUCAGUAGAUUUGAAGGAUGCAUAUUAUUCAGUGCCAAUACAUCCAGAACAUCAAAAGUAUUUAAAAUUUAAUUGGAAAGGGCAACUGUAUAAGUUUACUUGUUUCCCUAAUGGCUUGGCCUUUUGUCCUAGAAAGUUUACAAAGCUGUUGAAACCAAUUAAUUCAUACUUAAGACAGCUAGGUCAUAUUUCUGUCAGUCACAUUGAUGAUUCCUAUCUUCAAGGUGACGAUUAUGAUGAUUGUGCAAGUAAUGUGUUAGACACAACAAAAUUGUUUGAUUCUGUAGGAUUUGUGAUCCAUCCUGACAAAUCAUCCCUGAUACCUAAACAACAGAUGACCAUUCUUGGUUUUACAAUUAAUUCUGUAGAAAUGAGGGUUUACCCCAGUAAAGAUAAGGUGGCAAAAAUAAAAGCUUUAUGCACAGAACUUAUACAAAAUGCUGCCCCAACUAUUCGGCAGGUGGCGUCAGUGUUGGGUCUACUAGUAUCCAAUUUCCCAGCUGCGCAAUUCGGACCUUUACAUUUUAGAGACCUUGACAUGGACAAAACUGAGGCACUAAAACUAAAUAAAGGAAAUUUUGAUAAACAUAUGAAAUUGUCAAAAGCAUCAUAUGAUGACUUGCACUGGUGGGUUAAAUCAGCUGACAGCCUGUUUAAACCUAUUGGCCUUUCACAGCCUGAAGUAACUCUGUUUACCGAUGCAUCAAAUCAAGGUUGGGGUGGUGUUUUAGGCAAGGUCACCAUCGGGGGUCGAUGGACUCCCUCUGAAGCAACCCACCACAUAAAUUUUUUGGAAAUGCUAGCUGUAUUUUUUGCUCUAAAAGCUUUUCAGACACAGUUGCUGGGUAAACAUGUAUGUGUUAGAAUAGACAACAUGACGGCGGUAUCAGACAUAGGUAAAAUGGGUACCAGCCAUUCUAGAAAUCGCAACAACUUAACUCGAGAAAUUUGGACCUGGUGUAUUAUACAUCGGGUGUUCUUAACUACAGCACACAUACCAGGCAAAGAAAAUGAGGCAGCUGAUGCUGAAUCUAGGAAAGCUAGAGAUCAAACUGAAUGGGCCUUAGACCCAGAAAUAUUUCAACAGGGUACCCAGAGGUUAGGGGUAAAACCAGUUAUUGACCUGUUUGCCUCCCGAUUAAAUUAUAAAUUGAAACCUUUUAUUGCUUACCAGCCUGAUCCUGAGGCUGUUAAUGCCUUCACAAUCUCAUGGCAUUCAUACUUAUUUUAUGCAUUUCCUCCUUUUAGCAUAAUACCAUUAGUCUUGCAAAAAAUUCGAGAGGAGGAGAGUACCGGGCUGAUUGUGGUCCCAAAUUGGCCAACCCAACCCUGGUGGCCAUAUUUAAUGCGCAUGGUCAUCCAGAAUCCAGUGGUUCUCCCGAACAACAAGAAAAUGUUACAAUUACCCACCAAACCAGACCUUGUACACCCACUGUAUCCCAAAUUAACGCUACUACUGUGCCAUGUUUCAGGCAAGCCUUCGAAAAUAAAGGACUAUCAGAAGCAGCUUUAUCCGUCAUAUUGGCAUCAUGGAGGAAGAGUACACAAAGACAAUACACACCAUACAUUAAUAAAUGGCUACAGUACUGUAAUUCAAGGAAAAUGGAUCAACUUUCAGCAACUAUAG